CGAACCGCUGAGCGGGCGUAUAUUGAACGACGCGCCACCAUGGGUCGCAUGCACAGCAGCGGCAAGGGCAAGUCGUCCUCUGCCAUUCCAUACAAGAGGUCUCCGCCCUCAUGGUGCAAGACCACGUCUGCCGAGGUGCAGGACAUGAUUUGCAAGUUCGCCAGGAAAGGCAUGACCCCUUCGCAAAUCGGCAUCAUUCUGCGUGACCAGCACGGCGUGCCGCUGGUCUCGACUGUGACUGGCAGCAAGGUUCUGAGGAUUCUUAAGGGUUCUGGCCUGGCCCCUGAGAUUCCGGAGGACCUGUACUUCCUGAUUAAGAAGGCUGUGUCUAUCCGCAAGCAUCUGGAGCGCAACCGGAAGGACAAGGAUGGCAAGUUCCGCCUCAUUCUGGUGGAGAGCCGUAUCCACCGCCUGGCUCGCUACUACAAGCGUGUCCGCAAGCUGCCGCCUAACUGGAGGUACGAGUCGUCGACCGCCUCGACCCUCGUCUCCUAAACGGCGGCCACAAAUUCUGCGAGGGGAGAGGUCACAGCGCUGCGGUGGAAGUUUAUCUGGUGUCGACCGGUGUCGCUCUAGCGAGGCUUGGUAUUGCAGCGCCGCUGCACGUGGUGUGGUGGGCGCACUGCAAGGGUUUGUAACACUGGAUGGACAUGGCUGUGUCGUACCAUUUCCUAUAUUUUCAUGCACACUUAAUUUCUUUCCGAU
Messenger RNA from Volvox carteri f. nagariensis, 705 nucleotides. It is a transcript of the gene rps13, whose product is annotated as component of cytosolic 80S ribosome and 40S small subunit. The record is from RefSeq and is a predicted model, not a curated record. The transcript has 5 exons. Gene Ontology annotation, biological process: translation. Gene Ontology annotation, cellular component: cytosolic small ribosomal subunit; ribosome; nucleolus. Lineage: Eukaryota; Viridiplantae; Chlorophyta; Chlorophyceae; Chlamydomonadales; Volvocaceae. The coding region runs from base 40 to 495 and encodes 151 amino acids. Gene Ontology annotation, molecular function: structural constituent of ribosome; small ribosomal subunit rRNA binding.